GUGUUUAAAACAUAUUUUGUAUGUUGUUUAUUAUUUGACAUUCAAAUACAUUUGAUAGAUAUGAUUUGGUUUUCGUACAAUACUAUCAUAUACAAGUAGUAUUGGUUUCGAUAACACAAACUGCACUGAAUUUAUUCAAACCACAUGAUCAAACAUUGUUAUUCAAUAUUUCGAGUUCUUAAUAAAUAAAAAUGCCUUAAGCAGAAAAAAAAAUAUUUGUGUUAGGUAAAAGUCGGAGAUAUUUGUUUUGAAGGUUCUAAUGAAAAACAUUGAACUCAUAUGUAAGUGCAGAGUAUUUGUUAUAUAAGGGUAUGCAUAAUUAGCAAUUUUAUUCAAUUUCAACUAGCUUUUCAAGUCAAAUCCGAAAUAUUUGUUUUCGCAUUCAACAUUUCAUUAGAAAUAUUUUUAUAUUUCCUAUUGUAACCCUAAAAAGUAAUAUAAUACAAAAGUUCUCCGUCAGAAAAAAAACGCUGGUAAAUAUUUACAAAUCUCGAAUACAAUUGAACGUUAAUGUGUUUCCUAAAUGAGCUUUAAAUAAAAUAUAUUCAUCCACUAUUGUUUUGUUAAGUAUUUUAUUAAAUGUGUCCGUAUUGCAUGUAUUGUUUGUAUCAACGGGAAAUCUUUUAUAAUUCAAAAUGGCUGUUGAUAUGUUGUCAAAAACGUCGUUUGUUUUGAUGCUGUUUCUAGAGGCAGGAAACAAGAAUGCUUUGGGGAAAAGUACAACAAUACCGUGUCAUAUUAAUUACCAUGAUGAAGGACCGACUUAUCAGGACGGGGAAGGAUAUGACGUGUUUAUUUCUACACGUUGGAUGGGAUAUGAAGGUUGUUAUUCUAAUUCCUCAUUUGCACACACUGAUAUAACAGAACAACUGAAUCCUAAUUCACCAGGUCGUUGUUCAAUGAAAUGUGAAUCGUCUUCAUAUUUCGGUGUGAAGACGAACACAUGCGUGUGUUUAGAAGAUCAAAAUUGGUCAAAUAUUAACCAUAGUAAAAACUGUAUUUCUCCAUGUACUGAUCAGUGGACUAAUGCUACAUGUGGAUCAGAAGACGACUGGUACUUUGAUGUGUAUAAGCAGAUGAAAGUAUUUCAACCAGACCCAAAAGAUCAAGAAAUAUUUGAUAGAAACUGCAUGGUAGCUAAAAUGAUAGAUGAAAUCAAAGUAAUGUAUAAAGCAGUAUCUUGUUCCGAACAGCACACUGCAAUUUGCAUCUCAGAUGGAGGAGAUACAAAAAAAGUUGGUGACAUAUCUAAGAGUGACAUGAAAUCAAGUAUGGAAUGCUCACUUCCUGGAGAUCAAUGGUUGAAAACCAAUGAUGAACUACAAACCAAUACAUUUGUUUGGACGUCCUUUAUUAGGUCUAAUGUACACAUUUGGACAAAUACAAAUAAGAAAUAUGUGUUAUCACACAACAACGUUGACUGUCAACUAGAAGCAGUAAACAAGAAUACUCUUCGUUUCUUCAACUUUAAUCUGCUGUGUAUUGACUUGAUAUGUACUGUACUUAAUGAAACAGACACCAGCAAUAGUGUAACAAAUAAAGACGAUGAUAAUGCAAACACAACCAUACCGAGUGAUUCAGAGUUUACGUCCAUUAAAUUGCUACAUUUAACAGAAAGCAACAUAACUACAAUGACAACAAAUUAUGAAAGGCCGGAUAUAUCAACUAAUGUAGAUUGGACGUCUAAAUAUAAAACUAAUGCAACUGAUGCCACAUUUCUUUCAGUCUUUGCUCUGCAGAUAGAAUCGUCUAUGAAAAAGGAAAUGGUACAACUAGAAUAAAUUUCCAGGUAUGUAACACUCUAGUCUAGGUUAUUUAACUUACUAAUGAGGGUGUGCUCGAGUAUAAAUCAUAUUUGAAACAUGAUAUGAUUCUAUAUUUCAAGCAAUUCUGUUAGAUUAAAUAAAAUUAAACAAGAAAACAGUGUUUCGUGCAUCACACCACUUUUUUGUCUUUCCCUUUGCUCAUAACAACGAACAAAAUGUUAUGCUUUUUUAGAUGAGUCUAAAAUAGCAAUACAGGCACACUGAAAAUAUUUUUCAUUCUUCCCUAAAUUCCCUAA
Molecule: messenger RNA, 2062 nt
Organism: Mytilus californianus (California mussel)
Lineage: Eukaryota; Metazoa; Mollusca; Bivalvia; Mytilida; Mytilidae
Exons: 9
Coding region: 636-1781 (381 amino acids)
Source: RefSeq, a predicted model, not a curated record